Molecule: messenger RNA, 2091 nt
Organism: Scatophagus argus
Lineage: Eukaryota; Metazoa; Chordata; Actinopteri; Scatophagidae
Gene: lactb2
Product: lactamase, beta 2
Exons: 7
Coding region: 110-973 (287 amino acids)
Cellular component (GO): mitochondrial matrix
Molecular function (GO): RNA endonuclease activity; single-stranded RNA binding
Source: RefSeq, a predicted model, not a curated record
UUGCAGAUUUCUUCAAGUAUUACAUCCGGUUUGGUGAGAUCUUGUCGAAAUUUCACCUGCGCAUGUUUUCUCCUUUGGCUUCGUAGCUAACGUUACGCCGUGUCCAGGUAUGAGCGCAGUUAUUCCUCGGAUAGAGCAGCUGUCUGCGAGAGUUGUUCGGGUUUUGGGGUGCAACCCUGGACCGAUGACCCUGCAGGGAACCAACACUUACCUGGUCGGCACUGGGGAAAGGCGUGUGCUGAUAGACGCUGGGGAACCUGCUGUGCCUGAAUACAUCAGCAGUCUGAAACAGGCACUGCGGAUGUUCAACACCAGCAUCCAGGAGAUCAUCAUCACGCAUUGGCAUCUUGACCACACAGGCGGAGUGGAAGACAUCUGCAGGGACAUCACUGGUUCUGAGAUCCAAGUCAGCAAACUGCCUCGUUCCAGCCAAGUCAGAGAGACGGCCGGAAACAAAAGCUUUACUUACCUAAAAGAUGGAGACGUCGUGGAGACGGAGGGGGCCACGCUCAAAGUGCUGUUCACCCCGGGCCACACUGACGACCACAUGGCCUUGCUGCUGGAGGAGGAGCGGGCGCUCUUCUCUGGAGACUGCAUCCUGGGCGAAGGCACGGCCGUGUUUGAGGAUCUCCACGACUACAUGAAGUCUCUGAAGGUCCUGCUGGACUCUCAGGCCGACCUCAUCUACCCUGGUCAUGGACCGCUGGUUCAGGAUGCUGGCUCUAAGAUCAGACACUACAUCAGCCACCGGGACGAAAGAGAGCAGCAGAUCCUGGCAGCCAUUCAGGAUGGAGCAGGAAAGCCUUUCUCCUCCAUGGAGCUCGUCAAGAUCGUGUAUAAGGACACCCCUGAAUACCUGCACCAAGCCGCUAAUGUGAACCUGGUCCACCACUUAAAGAAACUGGAGAAAGAAGGCAAGAUCAGCCUGGUGAACGAAUCUUCACAGAACGUCAAAUGGAAGAGUAACCUGUGAUGUCCACAGAGACGGAGAAGAAACGCACCAGUUGACCCUCUGAAAUCCAUGUGGUCGACAGCUGAUGAUUUCUAGAACAUGAUCACCGUUCCGCAUGGUGUGUGUGUGUGUGUGUGUGAUCGAAUCGCUCAGAUGUGCUGAUUGACAGAUGUGAGUGAACAAUCAGGGAUGGUAUUCACACUUGUUACCUUGGAUGUUUGCUGACUCAGAGUACACAGAGUAAGACCAAUGAUGGCAGUCACCAGGAUUAAACUACAACCUGCGCCAGAGUUCACAAAGCCAACAUUUGCCUGAAGGUCAGCUGAAUUUUGCCCGUGGCAGAAUGGAGGAUCAGCCCCACCCUGUGAUGUCACAAAUGUGCCACAGUGACCUGUUCUUGCCUGAAUCAAAUGGCCUAAAUUCCCAAAUCCUGCUGCCUCUGCUGCAAGUUGCAGACUCUACCUCAGUGUGGUCUGCCAGACAAGAUUUUGUCAAAGUUAUCUUAAAGUGUGUGCUUAUGAUUUCAGUAGUACACACAGUACUGCAAGUUCUAUAGUAAUAUACAUUAUGUACAGCACACAUUAUAGCGUGUGUCACUGAGUUUGCUUAAAUGGGUCAAGCCUUGAGGGUGACUGAUCUGGAAAUGUUCUGGUAAAGAAGUUCUGCUUGUUGAGUAUUUGUCACGCACAUGUUCCUGGUGUGUGUUCACUCUGUCUCGGGAUGGGGUUUUACUUUCAUACUGGACAGGCUUGUCGUGGACGUCUGUUGUGUUGUGAAGGCACACCUGUGGAGCUGCACUGGGUCAGUAGGUUGAAGGACUAAGGCUGAGAGUAGAGUUGGGGAAUUAAAUCCAAUUCGGUGACUGUUGAAUGUGACGUAUGCUUUCACAUGACGAGAUAAAUAUUUCUGCCUGAUUCCUGUGUAUUUUGUAAUAUCUCAGUCUUGAUAAUUAAUCUGCACAGACUUUCUGUCAGCCACUAGGUGGCAGUGUGACCUAAUUAAUGUUAACAGGAGACAAUAAGUAACAUUUAAAUUAUGCUUAUAAUAUUGCAACACACGCAGACAUUACAAAUGUGCUCAGUUUGUUGAGAACAAUGCGUGUAAAGUGUUUGUUAAAUAUCAUUGAAUGAUGAACAGAG